This is a messenger RNA of Meleagris gallopavo (turkey), 7151 nucleotides long. Lineage: Eukaryota; Metazoa; Chordata; Aves; Galliformes; Phasianidae. The record is from RefSeq and is a predicted model, not a curated record.
GAUAAAGUGUGAGAGGGAGGGAGGCAGAAGGCGAGACAGUGAGCAGCUGAGGAGGAUCCCAGGGACCCGGUGCUGAUCCCACAGCUGAGCACGGACUGCAGGAGGGACGCAGGAGCUGCAGCUUCACCACUGAGCACACUGCAGCACACUGAGAAGAGGGGGACCUUUAGGAAGACGUGUCCGGAUUGCUAAUAUCUGUGACCAGGAGACCUCUUCAACUGCUAUGAAGAGCUCUGUGAUCUGAGGCAACGAACCAACAGCUGUGGUCCUGGGAGGUGCAGAAUUGAAUUAAAGCAGGAUCAGCUCAGAAGCUCGACCUCUAAGGAGGACCUGUAGUCUAUUUGUAUUGACCACAAGCAGCUGAGCAAAGCAUCAUGGCAACCCGUCCAGGAGUGAAACCUCCCCAGAAAUCUUCCAUCCGAGGAGUUCACAUUACCCAGUUUGUGGAUAAGAUUCCAAAAGGAUGCAGCACACCUGACUUUGAGCGGAAACCUGUCAGUCUAACAUUGCAGGAAGGUAAAAAUGCCAUAUUCAGAGCUGUGGUCAAGGGUGUCCCUGCCCCUGAGGUGAAAUGGAAACGUGCAAAAGGAGAAAUAAACGAUCCUGCCAAAUAUCUGAUGUUCUACAGUCCAGCUACAAGCGAACACAUUCUGCAGAUAAAUAAAAUCACUGCAGGUGACUCUGAUUUGUACCGUUGCUUUGCUGUAAAUGAAUAUGGGGAAGCUUCAUGUUCUGCUGGCCUCAGGAUCAUACAAGUUGGCUUUAAGAGGAAAGCAAACUAUGUUACUGGUCAUCCUGCUGAAGAAUUGAAAAAGAGUCUUCAGGACCUCAAGAAGACGCUGAAGAAGCGGGCUCCACUACCAAAACAAAAAGAAGUGGACAAAGAAGCAAUCUUCCAACUGUUACUGCAUGCAGAUAAGAAAGAUUAUGAGAGAAUCUGUAUUAAAUAUGGAAUUUCUGACUUCCGUGGCAUGCUGAGAGCUCUGCAGGAUUUGAGGAAGGAUACAGAGAAUGAACAAGCGAAGUUAAUUCACAGUAUCAAACACAUGGAACACAUUAAGGUCAACAAGGAUGGAAGUGCUUCGUUUAGUGUGGAGAUGGACCUGAAAAGUGCAAGCAGCAACGUUUAUCUGCUUAAGGAUGGUGAGAAGGUCCGUUAUGGAACAGGGGAUGAAUACAGAAAGUAUUACCUUAGACAGAUUGGAAAGAGGUAUCAUUUUAUUGUCAACGAUGUGCAUCCAGAAGAUGCAGGCUUGUAUCAAGUCAGAGUGGAGGAUGUACCUAUUUUCUCAACUGAACUGGACGCUGAAUCCAUCCCUGUGAGAUUUCAGAAGCCGCUCACAGAUCUGCGUUGUCAUGAGAAGGAAGAUGUUGUCUUUGAUUGCGUCCUGCGCACUCCCUGCUUUGAUGCUGUGUGGUUACAUAAAGCCCACCCCCUGGAGGCAAGUGAGAAGCACCAGAUCUCUGUGAGCCCCGAUGGUCUGAUCCACCAGCUUAUUAUCAAAAAUGCUGCGACCUCUGACAAUGGCUUGUAUACACUCGACACUGGACUCUGCUCCUCCAGGGCCUGGCUUCUUGUAGAGCAUGCCAAAGAGGCAAAGAUACAGGAUGAGGAACAUGAAAAAUCUGACCAUCAGAAGGGAGCGCCAGAUAAAGACAGAGCUAAGAAGCUUAAACGUGGAGAGUAUCUUGGUGAUGAAGAUCAUCCUAUGGAUGCUGGCAUGAAAAGAGAUGGCUGGUACAGAAGUGACCAAGGCGUCAGUCAAGGCUACUCCACUGAUGCUGAUGGAGAAUUUAAAUUUUUAGGAAAAGAAGGGCUGCACAAAACCAACAGAGAAGGAAGCAUGGGGCCUGGGCAGUUUUCUAGAGAAGAGGGAGAUGCAGACUCGAUGGAUGGUGCCAGUAACAUUGGAUUAAAAAUUGGAGAAGACAGAAGUGGAGUGGGGCAUGUACACAGCCAGGGUUCUAUGUCAGGCAGAGGAGAUAAUGAUGAUGGAUUAGGAGGAGGAACUAAAUCUUAUUCUGUAGAUGGUAGACAUGAUAGCACGUUAGGUGCAGUUGAUGUUGACAUGGGUGAUGCAGAAGGUGUGAACUCUUGGCAUGACAAGAAUGCUAAAUUAGGUGAUGCUAGUUCUAGAGCUGCCUUUGGUGGUAUGAAGAGUUUAGAUGCUACUGAUGGAAGUUCUGUGUCAGAUGGAAUCAAUCUUGGUUCAACCAGAGUGGGAGGUGCACAUUUAGUCUAUAGCAAGGAUGGUCUGCCUGCUGCAGGUGAUAUGAAUGAAGUCAGUAUAAAUAGAGGAGAAAUAGGGUCUCCCUACAGCAAAGGCAACCUGAUAGUUGAUGCUGGUGGUCAUGUAGCUCAGGCAGGAAUGUCUGGCUUGCUGUAUGGUCCAGGUGGUCUUCCAGCUGGAGAUGGGGGUAGGCCUGGUGCAGGUGGCUUUGUAGGAGAAAAGGGGGUUUUAUAUGGGCCAGACGGUCUGCCAGUUGGGGCAGGUGUUGAUGCUACUGCAGUUAAAAGGGAGGACCUGUAUGGAAAGCAUGGUCAGUCAAGUGAACCUUAUGGAAAGGAUGGUUUACCAGCAGGAAUGGAAGCUGGGCUUGGUGGUGCUGGUUUGGAAGGUGCUGGCUCCAUAUAUGGAAGGACUGGUGUUGGUGGUGCUGGUAUAACUGGUGCAGCUGGUGCAGGGGAAUUUGGGCCGUUAUAUGGAAAAGAUGGACUCCCAGCUGGGGCUGUCAUUGGUGGCAUUGGUGCAGGGGGACUUGGGUCACCAUAUGGGAAGGAUGGUCUCCCAGCUGGGGCUGGGGCUGGUGUUGGUGUUGCAGGUUUAGGUGGGGCAGGGGCAGCUGGGUCUCCGUAUGGGAAGGAUGGUCUCCCAGCUGGAGCUGGUGUUGGUGUUGCAGGUUUAGCUGGGGCAGGGGCAGCUGGGUCUCCAUAUGGGAAGGAUGGUCUCCCAGCUGGAGCUGGGGCUGGGGCUGGUGUUGGUGUUGCAGGCUUGGCUGGUGCAGGGGCAGCUGGGUCUCCAUAUGGGAAGGAUGGUCUCCCGGCUGGGGCUGGUGGUAGUAUAGCUGGUGUAAGGGAUGCUGGCUCUUCCUAUGGAAAAGAUGGUCUCUCGGCUGCAGCUGUGUCAGGAGCAGCUCAUUUUCCUUCCGGAGGUGAAGAAGUGAUGGGAUCUCACCACGGUCGGGAUGCUGUGCUGGGCAGAGCUCAAGGGUCUCUGGGUGGAGUGGGAGGGGCUGGCUUAUCCUCAGAAGGUGGGGGUGUUGGUGGCUCUGCCACACGAGGUGCUGGAUCUGCUUACGGGUCAGCUGGAUCCAGGGCUGGUGAAAGUGGUGCUAGCAGACUGGGAGGCGAUGGGAGCGAGUUGCACUCGGUCCGUGGUAAAGAAGGUGUGGUAGGUGCUGUUGGAAAGGGUGGUGAAUAUGGGCUGGAUUCACGUGCUGGCAAAUCUGCAUACGGUGAAGCUGGGAAGGGGACUGCCAGUGAUUUCAGAGGAUCAGAGCACAAAGGUUCAUCCCAUGACAAAGAAUCACUUUCAGGUCAAGGUGAUGCUAGGGCCGAGGACAGAGAUUUAGGACAGUCAGGCUCUCUUUACGACAAGGAUUCCUCCUUUGGAGGUGCAGCGGGCAAAUUCCAUGAUAGAUCGUUUGGUGGGUGGAAGCCGGGUCUUUUCAGUCCAAGUUCACAGGGUUCUGAUCAGAUGUCAGCCCUUUAUGGUGGCCCUUCAGUAAGCCAGAGAAAACAGGUACCUAGCCUUGAUAUUAAAGCAAGUGAUUUCUUGAAGAGUACAGAAAGUACAGAAAAGAGAAGACGUCAUCACCUAGAUGAUCUGAAAGCUCCACGCUCUCGUGUCAACAAGCAGUUAACUUGUGUCAGAGUCCUGAAAGGGGAACCGACUGAGCUGUCUUGUGCUGUCAAUAGACAUGACUUAACAGGAACCUGGUUUAAGGACGGGUUAAAGUUAACAAGCAUGGAUGGAGUCUCUCUGGAGAAGGAAGGUCUGGUCCACAAACUCGUUAUUAGCAAAGUAGAAGAUAUUCAUGCUGGGAAGUAUAGGUUUGAGGCUGGAGAUAUAAAAACUGAAGCUUCAAUUUUUGUUGAAGAUCCUCCACAGGUUGACGAAAUUCUCCUAAAAAACUUAACGAGUGUUCCUACUGUGGCCAAGGCUGGGGAAAAAGUUGUGAUCAAGAUCCCUUUUGAGGGCCGGCUUCCAGUCAGAGCAAUGUGGCUAAAGGACAAAAUAGAACUGGGAGAUGACUCAAGGAUUCGUGUUGAUAAAACAGACACCUUUACCAUGCUGUCCAUCUCCAGUGCAGAGAGGAAGGACUGUGGGGAUUACAAAGUCAGGCUGAAGAAUGACAGUGGAAUCCUGGAUAUUGACCUAAAGGUUGAGGUGACAGACAAGCCACUGCCACCUGCAGGACCCCUGAAAAUUGUAGGAAGCACUGCAAAUGAUGUCACCAUUCAGUGGAAUCCCCCGAAGGAUGAUGGGGGCAAACCAGUACAAAACUACAUUAUUGAGAAACAGCAGGUAGGCAAGAGUGGCUGGGUGACUCUGGGAGAAACCCCCAGGAGCUGCACUACUUUCACUACCAGCAAAGUGGAACAGGACAUGAGCUACUACUUCAGAGUGAGAGCUGUGAAUGCAGAGGGAACCAGCGAUGCACUGGAAUCAGAUGAGGUGGUGACUAUCAGUAAAGCUACACCUGGUGCCCCAGAUCCUCCCGAGAUCAUCGGUGUCAGCAAAGACACCAUCACAAUAUCCUGGAAAACACCUCGGAAAACUGGGAGCUCCCGAAUUUUGGGGUACAUCGUUCAGAAACGCAAGAAGGGCAGCAUGACCUGGGUGCCAGUCAACAGUGUGCCCAUAGCAGACAAGAAGCUGAAAAUAAAUGAUCUCAAGAAGGGUGUGCAAUAUGAAUUUUGUGUGGCAGCUGUCAAUGCUUCUGGUAUCGGAGAUAUCAGUGCACCAUCACAAGCUGCCUUUGCUCGGGACUCCACAAAACCUCCAGGUAAAGUGAGGGACCUUAAAAUGACCAUCAGUGACAGCAGUAGUGUCACCUUGACAUGGAAUGUACCUGAAGCAAAAGAGGGAAGUGGUGCGAAAGGCUACAACGUGGAGAUACGGUCUUCUAACAACCUCAGCUGGACCAAAUGCAACAUUUUUCCUAUAGAGACAACCACUUACAAAGUUAAAGGCCUGAAAACCAAGGAGACAUACUUCGUACGUGUGAGAGCCAUCAAUGACUGUGGCCCAGGAGAAGCCACAGAGCUUGAAGCUUUCACUGAAGCUGUUCCUCCUGUUGUUUCUCCCAGGUUCAUAAUAGACAAAACAGUGAAAAAUUUCCUGGUUAUAAAAGCAGGAAAUGCCAUUCGAGUGAAUAUUCCUUUUGAGGCACCUCCAGAUUCUGUCUUGACCUGGUUAAAGGAUGGGGUUCCUCUUCCAAGCCGUGCUAAAAUAAGCACCCAGGAUGGUACCUCCCAGCUGCUGAUUAAAGCAGCUGAGUUCACUGACAGUGGCAUCUAUACCGUUGAGCUCGUGAGUGGGACAGGGAAAAGAGAAACAUUCAGCUUCCAAGUUCAAGUUACGGAUAUCCCACAACCACCUGGACCUAUUGAACUGAUAGAGAAUGUGCCAAAUAUAGUGACAGUAACCUGGGAGCCAUCAACAUCUGAGAAAUGGGAAAGCAAUCUCUUCUACACAGUCUUCAAACGAGAAUCACAGAAAGGCUUGUGGCACGUGGUGGGUGACCUGAUCUACACCAACAAAUUCACUUACACCAAAGUGAUCCCAGGCAGGGACUACUACUUCAGGGUUGUGGCAAAAAAUCACUUGGGAUCCAGUCGUCCAUCCGACACUGUGCAGCCUUGGAGAAUUCGAAAACAAAAGGCUGACAUUCAAGUCAGACCACAGAGGUACAAGGGAGUUAAUCAGAACCAGCCCCCAAGAUUCCUGGUCCCCCUGAAGCCUCACGUGGUGAUCACUGGCAGUGAGUGCCGCAUGAGCUGUGCCGUUGGAGGCCAUCCACCUCCAAAAAUCACUUGGUACAAAGAUGGGAGAGACCUCUCCAAUAAUCCUUCCUAUUUUGGCACAAACAACUUUGGUGUCUGCUCCCUGGUGAUCUUUAGUGUUUCCAAGGCUGAUGAAGGUGACUACACGGUUGAAGCCACCAAUGAUUCAGGCCGGGCUUUCAGCAAAGCCUCCCUCACUAUUAAAGACUCCUGCCUGUAACAGGACCUUCCUGAAACCUCCUCUGCACUGCAGUGUGAAUAAGGUUUUCUCUGAGAACUGGCCCUGCACAAAGGCUACGUGUCUGUUUUCAGAUGUGCAAUAUAGUCUGAGUGCUUUCUUUUUCAGAUCCAGUAGUUGCAUUUUGAACAGGAUGCUGCACUUAGUCAAAACGGUGGGGAAAAGCUUUGAGAAUUGUAUGAUCCUGAUUUUCUUCUACGACCUUUAAAAUACAAAUGAGAAGCUUCCGAAACUCAGAAGAUGAGAGGAAAAAUAAUUGGCCAAAAUGAGACUUUGCAUGGAGAAGGCAGGUGUGAGACCAUCUUGCCACACCUCUUACUGCUCAGGCUGCUAGCUUUAUCUGUGUAAGAGGAAUUCUCAGACAAGGUAACAUGAGGUAGUGCUACUGGCAGUGAAAGUGGGUGGACAAGAAUGAAUGGAAAUCUAGAACCAGUUGUAUUUGUGUGAGCAGAUCAGCUAUAAAAAAGGAUGUAGCAGUCCUGAGCUGCCACAUUAACAUCACCUUUGAAACGUAGCUGUCCCUACCUCGUGGCAUCCCCAGAGUAUUAUUGCUUCAUGCUAAAAGAGGUUAAAAAUCUUUUGUGUUUGACCAGAAGUACGAAGUACAACCAGAGGUCCUCUGCUAUGGCUGGAGGAUUCCAUCACUGAAUGGAGAAUGAGACUGGAAAGCCAGAACAUCCUGGUGACCACACAGUGCCUUGGAGCUUUGGCACCACAACAGUUUUCAUGACAGCGUCUCAGAGAAUAGGAGAGUCUUAAAGCCACUGGAUCCUCAGCCAGUCAAACAUUUGUAUGGGGCUGAAAUGUUUUUUGGUUAUAUUUUGUACAAUGUUGUACAGAUACAGGAACAGCAGAUAGUUAAAUUAAACAAUUGUUCAGUCAAAUUAAAGAGUUUCAGUGUAA